AUGCACGAUGAAGUGAAGCUGGUCGGCGCUCUCGCGGGCGUCGGCCUCAUCGUGGGCAUCGCAAAGAUGCUCACGUCGAACGAUCCGAUCACCUGGAAGCAGGCGCUCGGCCGCGCAAUCCUCUCUGGCGCUACCGGCCUUGCCGCUGGUCGCGCUCGCGUGCAUCCUGGCGUCGCUCGGCACGUCCGCGCUGGAGACCGUACUGAACCGCGUCGUCAACAAGUGACCGCCCCCAAGGAUGCCUUGGAGCGACUGCACGCCGCAGUCGCUGACAAGCUCGCCGACACCAUCGACUCGAUGGAGUCGGACGCGAAGGGCCUGGCCUCGAUCCUCAACGUGGCCCGGCAGUUUCUCAAGGACAACGGCAUCGACGUUGCGGCCACGCCGCCCGGCUCACCGCUGGGCAAGCUGGCCGACAAGGUGUCCGAGUUCCCGUUCGAUCCCGCUGAGGAUGGGCGGCUGAACUGA
Messenger RNA from Cylicocyclus nassatus, 468 nucleotides. The record is from the annotation of a GenBank genome assembly. NCBI's taxonomy places the organism in Eukaryota, Metazoa, Nematoda, Chromadorea, Rhabditida, Strongylidae.